AUGUCCGAUCUUCUGCCCUAUCUUUUCUGGGAAAAGCAAGAGGGUUACUUAUGUGCCCAACAUUGUCUUAACGCACUUCUUCAAGGCGAAUAUUUUACAGCCGUUGAUCUGAGCGAUAUUGCUCGAGACCUAGAUGAAGCAGAAUUGGCUGCGUUGAAUAAGACAGACGAACACAAUGAGGGAAGCGAAGCAAAGAAGAGUCAGAAUAUGGACGAUACCGGAUUUUUUUCAGUCCAGGUACUCGUCAAUGCAUUGAAGAUAUGGAAUAUCGAUAUAAUUCCAUAUGGUUCAGAAGACUGUGUCGAUGCGCGUAUUCAUCCAGAGAACGAAAUUGCAUACAUAUGUAAUCUGCACGAACACUGGUUCACUUUGAGGAAGUUUGGUAAUAGUUCUCUGCGUUGGUAUAACUUAGAUUCUGUACUAAAAGGCCCGGAAUGGAUUAGUCAGACUUAUUUAGGAAUGUUAUUGACCCAAUUAAAGAAUGAUGGAUACAGCAUAUUUGUUGUGAAGGGAAUAUUUCCUCCAUGUCAGGCUGAUGACUAUGCAACCUCUCACCCGGAAGCUAACGGAAGUAAAAAGAGCGCGGAUACUGAUGAAGAAAUGCUGCGCGCUGCUAUUGCAGCAAGUCUUUUGCCGACAAAUGAUAUACAACAGGAAUCAUCCAGUUCAAGUCAAGCUGAAAUCAACAGCCAGUCUACAACAUCCUCCUCACCGCCGCCAACACUAGAAGAACUUAGAAUAAGACGGCUUGCAAGAUUUAGUUAG
This is a messenger RNA of Paraglomus occultum, 765 nucleotides long. NCBI's taxonomy places the organism in Eukaryota, Fungi, Glomeromycota, Glomeromycetes, Paraglomerales, Paraglomeraceae. The record is from the annotation of a GenBank genome assembly.